Molecule: messenger RNA, 2229 nt
Organism: Mesocestoides corti
Lineage: Eukaryota; Metazoa; Platyhelminthes; Cestoda; Cyclophyllidea; Mesocestoididae
Source: the annotation of a GenBank genome assembly
AUGGAUGUUUUGGCCUUUUUUCCUAAUCACAAUGAAGAUGUUAACGAAGACAAAGUAUGCAUCAAAGCAGCGAUGAAAAACAAGCGACAAAAACCGCACAAGCCGAACACCAAUGACGAAAAAUCCAUGGAGGAUAGCAGCAUAGUUCCCUCUGCCAGCAUAGUAAUGGACGUCUUUCAAGGCGGAACAAUUACAAGCGUCAAAUGCCUGUCUUGUGAAAAGGUUUUUCACCGAAAAGAGGUGUUUCUAGACCUCUCUCUUCCCAUAGCAACUCAGGCUAAACAUAAGGUUGGGGAUGUGGCGAAAUCGCCACCGCCACCACCACCACCACCUUCAAAUCCAUCGCGCAUCAUCGCCACCAACCGGUUCUUCUCGUCGGACUCUCUUAUUGCCGUUGGCAAGCAGCUAUUUCUUCACCCAUUAGACUCGUCGAUUGCGCUUUUAUCGCUAGCCUCUCUCUUCGUCCUUUUCGUGGCGGCUUGGGUCAAAAGACUCCCCCUGAUUCCUCUCAUCGCCUCCUAUUUUGCAUUUGCCACCUCGUGGGUCAAAAGUCUUAUCUGGACUCCCCACAUCGAGCUGGAAGAUUGUCUAGAUGCCUUCUUUGAUGUCGACGAGCUUGCGGGCGAAAACCAAUACCACUGUGAGCACUGCUCAAGGCACACCAACGGUCGGAUGCAUAUUGAGUUGACGAAACUGCCCGAAGUGCUCUGCCUUCAUUUGAAGCGAUUCCGCCAUGAUUUUAUUAGUGCGUCCAAGAUUUACUCCCCGGUUGACUUUCCCCUGCGGAACCUCGACUUGAGCAAGUACCUCCACCCCUCCUGCAGGACUAGGGUGGCGCUGUACGACCUGGUGGGUGUGGUGUGUCACUCGGGGACUGUGCGCUGCGGUCACUACUACGCCUACGCCCAGAACCAGGGCGACAACGCCUGGUACGAAUUCAACGACUCCAGCGUGCUGAGAGUCGACGACAGCGCGAUCCCCUCACUCUCCUCCUCCGCCUACAUCCUCGUCUAUCGGAAGCAGCAAACCUCGGUCCGUCCUAUUCGAGAAAAGUUUCUGGAAAUGGAAGCAACGCUCCCAGUUUCCUCUCCCCCGGUGUACAUCAGCCGCCAUUGGCUUCUCCGGUUUGCCAACCUCGCCGACCCCGGACCAAUUUCCAACUCGGAUUUCCUCUGCAGUCACGGUGCCUUUCAGCCACUGCUAGCCUCUGGACUGGAUGAACACGUUGCGCCCAUUUCUCUUGAUCUCUGGAAUUUUGUUCUUUCACAGUUUGGCGGUGGUCCUCUUGUUACCAGUCUGCAGCCUUGUGAGGUCUGUGUGCAAAAGCUGGAACUCCUUGAUUCUCGUCGGAAUACAGAAUUGAAGUCCUUCCAGAUGGCUCCAGACGAGUCAGAGUCCAUGUUUGUCAUCAGCAGCGACUGGUUCAAAAGUUGGGCGGCCUUUGUCUGCGGCCGUGAAAUCGAGCCACCCGGACCAAUUUCGAAUUCUGUUAUCCUGGAGCCCUCGCGCUCAGCGUCAGGCACCUACCGAGUCCGCUUCGGGAUCGCGCCUAGUCGAUACAACCUCAUAUCUGAGCCCCGGUGGCGUCUCCUUUCGUCUACCUACGGAGGAGGUCCAGAGCACUCAGUCAAGUUACCUGCACAUCCCGUGAAUCACGAGGCUAAGAUGGAGGAAGAUCAGGCGGAAUUCGUGCCAUUCGCUAACUCAGGAAAGUCAGAACAGCAUGAGGCGAAGGUUGAUGACGAAGGCGACAAUCGGUCAUCGUCGUCAACCUCAUUCUAUCCGGAGGACGAUGGGAGUGUGUCGUCGUCAGUCCGAUCUGCCAGGGACACACCCUCCCUUUCCCCUUCUCCACCACUGCCUACCCCCCUGGAGACGCACAACGCAGGCCCCUACCCCCUGUCGGAAAACACCUCCAACUCGAAUUCUCCCGUUUCGGAGCGACGUGCGCAGCAGUCCGCCCAGCCUCCGCGACCAGCAUCCGUAGUCUUUCUGAAACCCGAAAGCUCUUCAGCUGGCGAUGGCCUCAGCAAUGGCCGUUGUCACUCGGCCACGGGUUUCGCGACGUUGAAUGGCGACAGCAAAAAGCCAAUCCUGCCCGCUGCUUUCGGAGACGAAGAUGUCGCUUGUGAUGGCGGUGGAGGCGACACGAGUGGGGAGCUCAAGGGGGCCUUGCAAAACGGUUCAAUGAACUGUGCUAGGGAGGAUCACCACGAACUGCUGCCUUGA